AUGUCAGGCCACGACCAACUCUUCCAGGUCCACGGCUGGAAUAACAAUCAAGACAUCAACGUCCCAGCCAACGGCGAAUCCACUGUUGAAGCUCCAGAUGGUACAUCCGGUGCGAUCAUCGCAAUCCACGAUGGAUGCAUCGGUGAACAAGCCGAACUUACCAAAAACGGAUUUGGCGGCAACGACUUCAUCGACCUGUCCAACAUUUGUGGAGCCGGUGGUAACCUCAUCGUCCAGCAGAUUGGAAAGGACUGGACCCGCAAGGGCGACCCAAGGUUCAUGCAGAACUUGAAUGAUGCUUGGAACAGGGCUGAUCAGGGUGUCAAGGAUAAUUUGAGCCAGUGUGUGCACGUUAAUGAGGGUGUCGUGAGGAGGAUCGAUGCACCCAAGGAUUUCCCGCAGCUGGAAGAAUUCAUCAGGUCGUUCGCCGAUGGGAAGACAUAUAUCGGUGUUGGUGCUUGGGGUGGAAGCCCUGGUAAUGCCAGUGACAACGCUCAGAGUUCUGCUGCUCAGGGUAGCACUGACAUCUUCAUAUGUUACAAUGACGAUGACUGCACGCCGCGGGACGCUUCCGAACCUGUGAUAAUCGCAGCGUACGAAGAGCCCAUAUCGAUUGCAUCGGCAGAUGACGGUGGUCCAGGUAUCAUCCUAACCAAUGCAUCUCAGAGAGAGUGCGAAUACUUCUUCUACGACAACUACUGGAACGGUAACGGAACGGCAGGCGCAAACUUCGACCACCCUCUCACCUCGGUCAAGUUGCAGCCCAACGAGACGCAGUUCGUUUCCCUACCUAACACCUUCAAGGGCCGUCUCCAGCGUGGAACCGAACUGCCUGCAACUUGGGUAGAGUUCCAGCUUGAAGCUGCAGACGACCAUGGCGCACAUGGAGACAUAUCGCUACAACAAGGCUGUGACGGCGCAGCGACCAUUGCUUCCACAGAUGGAAGCAACGUUAUCAAUGGCUUCACAGAGGAUGUGGUAUCUGGCGCUCCUGAAGCAGCAAUACGAAAGAAGCCUAAUGGUGAGCGUGCGACGGAUACGACGGUCGGGAACUGGAAUGGUGGUCCGAAUCAGGCGGCUAUUGAUUAUCUGAAUAAUGUUGUGAGGCAAGAACGGGCGUAUAUUUUGGGCGGAUCGGGGACACCGGAUGUAGCGAGCAAGAACAGGAGGUUGGCGGUUGUGAUGUACUGA
Molecule: messenger RNA, 1191 nt
Organism: Didymosphaeria variabile
Lineage: Eukaryota; Fungi; Ascomycota; Dothideomycetes; Pleosporales; Didymosphaeriaceae
Exons: 4
Coding region: 1-1191 (396 amino acids)
Source: RefSeq, a predicted model, not a curated record